UAGCGGCCAGCGGCGCGCUUCCAGCCUCUUCGCAUCGGUUUCUUUGUUUCUCUUAAAUGUCUCUCUUGGGCUUUUUCAAAGUUUUAAACACAACAGAUCCCUACAAUUGCUCUAUCCGUAGUGUAUACAAUCCUGUUUUUCAUACUUUGUGACUUUAUAACUUCAGCUUUCGCAAGUAGCUGGUUCCUUUCACAUCAGCCGUGACAGCAAUGGCUUCAGGAACAGCACUGAUUUACGAUGAGGAGAUGACCACUCAUAAACUACUUUGGAGUGAUCCUGUUUGUGAUAUUGAAGUGCCAGAAAGACUGUCAUCCUCCUAUGAGCAGCUUAAACGUUACCAUCUUGUGGAAAGAUGUGUCCGUGUACCUGUCAGAGAAGGAAGUGAGGAGGAGAUCCUGUUAGUUCACAGUUCAGAACACUUGGAAGUGGCAAAAAGCACACAGACAAUGAAUGAAGAGGAACUGAAAAGAGUCUCUGGAAAUUAUGAUGCUUUUUUUUUUCAUCAGAACACUUACCGCUGUGCCAGACUAGCAGUAGGAGCAACUUUGCAGCUGGUGGACGCUGUGAUGUCAGGAAAAGUGUGCAAUGGAAUGGCAUUAGUAAGACCUCCAGGUCACCACAGCCAGAGAAAUGCAGCUAACGGGUUCUGUUUGUUUAACAAUGUUGCUAUUGCAGCAGAAUAUGCAAAACUGAAAUAUGGUCUAAAGAGAAUCCUAAUUGUUGACUGGGAUGUGCACCACGGGCAAGGAACUCAGUAUAUAUUUGAAGAAGAUCCAAGUGUUUUGUAUUUUUCCUGGCAUCGCUAUGAACAUCAGGAAUUCUGGCCAUCACUCAGAGAGUCUGAUUAUGAUGCUGUGGGUCUAGGAAAAGGAAAAGGUUUCAACAUAAAUUUGCCUUGGAAUAAGGUUGGGAUGGGAAAUUCAGAUUAUCUUGCUGUGUUUUUCCAUGUGUUGCUUCCAGUGGCUUUUGAGUUUGAUCCGGAACUGGUUAUUGUUUCCUCUGGAUAUGAUUCUGGAAUUGGAGACCCUGAAGGUCAGAUGAAUGCCACUCCUGAGGUUUUUGCCCACCUUACCCACUUCCUUAUGCAGUUAGCUAAUGGAAAGCUGUGUGUCAUCCUAGAGGGUGGUUACCACUUAAAGUCAUUGUCUGAAUCAGUCUGCAUGACUGUAAAAACUUUGCUUGGAGAUCCUAUACCUGAAAUAACUGGAGAAAUGGCACCUUGCCUAAGUGCUGUUGAAUCUAUUCAAAACGUGAGAGCAGCACAUAAACCCUACUGGAAAUGGUUGAUGUAUGAAGAUACAUCAUUUAUACAAAAUUUGAGCACCAAAUCGCACACACUAAAGAAGGCUGAUCCAAGUCCCUCCACAGAACAUGAAUCUAAGAUAAGUAACAACAAUGAAACUGUCAAAGUAGAAAAGUUUUUGGAACUGCACAUGAAAAAUAUUCUAUUUCCAGUGCCUCACAUCAGAACAGCAACAUCUGACUCUAAAGGUUCAGCACAUUUGCUCCCUGUACCUGUUCAUUUGGUGAAGGAAUUGGACAAAACUGAAAUAAAAGCUUUUGUCAGUGGCUUUUAUGCAGACCUUGUGAAAGAGGACAAAACUUUGCUCUCUCUUGGCAGUAUGUUGGCCAUCCUAGAUAAAAUACUUAAGAAGGAGGUGUGCAAUGGGAUUGCACAGUCACCCACAGCUUCUGUUUCUGUUGCUGUUGCACUAAGACAUUCUGUUCGCUUUGGAUUUCAAAGAGUACUUUGUGUAUUUGUUGGAGACAUGCAAAUCAUACCAAACACAGAUGAUGGGAAAAUACUCAUGAUACAUAUUUGUGAGAAAGAGCAGUCUGGAAAGACCAGCUCCAAACACUAUAUUCCUCUAAAUUGGAAACAGGAUGCUGAAGGAAAUGACUUCUUUUCUGCUGUACUUGGAUUCAUUCUUCCUGUAGCAUAUAGUUAUCGACCUGACUUGACAGUAAUAGGUAUUGGACCAAACAGGAGCCUUGGAAUAAGUGGAAUUUUUCUGCUUUUUACUUUACUACAAGGAUUAGCUGAGUCUCGAAUUCUAGCAGUGAUUGAGGACAAAGAGAUAAAUUUAAUGCAAAGUAUAGCCAAAGCAUUAGUGGGUGCUUCUACACCUAACUUUGGAACUUAUAUACCUCCUAGCCAAGAAAAAGCAAAUAAAAUUAAAAUAUUAAGAGACCAGUUUCAGCAGCAAUGGAAAAUGCUUCAGUAUUCAGUAACGGAGGGUAUUUCAAGAAAUUGACUUCAGAAUCAUUUUACAAAGCAGAAGAAAAUAUGUUGCUGUUCAUGUUGCCUUUUAAAUCAUCAGGAAAAGAGAUGUCAGUCUCUAAACAGAAUAAGAGCCAUUUAAAAUUGUCUCCUGUUUUUAAAAUACUUAAAAUCCAUAUCUUCAGCUAGAGGACUGUGCUUGCAAAUUCGAUAUUGGCACUAAUUUAUUCAGGACUGACACUUGAAAACAACUCCUGUACUUCAUUACUGCAAAUUGGGGCCUGUGGCAUUUGUGAUAAUGUAAAGUCAGGCUUUCAUAUGCAGUAAUUUGGCUUUCAGUCCAAAAGACAGGUGAUUGAAAUGAGCAGUCAUAAUACCCAAACAUUUUAACAGUAUUCCACAUAACACCAGAGCCUUUGUACUGCUGCUGCCACCACCAUUUCAUUAGAUGUUUAAACUUAACAACAGGUUCUUCAGAUUUCAUUUAAUUUCAUUUCAUAAUCUGAUUUAAAUGAUUCAUCUAACAUGGUCUAUUUUUUUUUUUAUUUUUUUAAUGAGUAAUGACCAAUUGCAAGAAUAAAGAGAAGCAACUGAACAGUUUAAGUGUAUGCAUGUGAUGAUUUAAGUUUCAUUUCCUGAACUAUACAGAGCACAAGAGAAAAAAAGAAAAAUAUUUUGCAUAUAUAAAAUUACAAAUACAUAAUUGAGAAAAGCAGGGUAAAGACAACUUCACUCUGCCCUCUUUUCUAACAUAAAUUGUCUAUAUAACAAAAACCCCAAACCCCAAGAGAUUUGAUAGCGGCCUAAGGCUGGAAUCACGUGAACUCUCAAAACUAAAUAAACAUCCUGAGGCAAUAAGCGUAGUCUACCUUGUUUUGCAGUGUUCUAGAUAAGAUUUAGAGCUCAUUUUCAAGAGCACUUUGCUGUGAUUGUGACUUCAAUAAUGUGACCUUUUGAUUUCAAACACUCCAAAUUAUGUUUGUACUGGUGUUGCUGCUGGGGUCAACUACAUAAUUUGAUUAACUGUAUCUGUCUUCACAGUUCUCUUUUUGUAGCUGUUCUCAUGACUCCCUUCUUGCUCAUACUGCUUUUCAGUUAUUGCUGGAUGGGAAAUGAUACCCAAUCCUUGAACAUUUUGAAAUAAAAAUCUAUUUUAAAA
Athene cunicularia (burrowing owl) is the source of this 3380-nucleotide messenger RNA. It is a transcript of the gene HDAC10, whose product is annotated as histone deacetylase 10. The record is from RefSeq and is a predicted model, not a curated record. The transcript is spliced from 21 exons. Gene Ontology annotation, molecular function: histone deacetylase activity. Gene Ontology annotation, cellular component: histone deacetylase complex. NCBI's taxonomy places the organism in Eukaryota, Metazoa, Chordata, Aves, Strigiformes, Strigidae. Gene Ontology annotation, biological process: chromatin organization. The coding region runs from base 210 to 2255 and encodes 681 amino acids.